This is a messenger RNA of Culex quinquefasciatus (southern house mosquito), 1211 nucleotides long. RefSeq lists its product as uncharacterized. Gene Ontology annotation, biological process: phospholipid metabolic process; arachidonate secretion. The coding region runs from base 357 to 1211 and encodes 284 amino acids. Lineage: Eukaryota; Metazoa; Arthropoda; Insecta; Diptera; Culicidae. The record is from RefSeq and is a predicted model, not a curated record. The transcript is spliced from 3 exons.
CGCACCGUCUCGUCGCGUUGUCUCUCACCUGUUGCUGCCUGUGCCGUUGCGUUUCACCGUCCCGCGGAAUUAUUAAUUCAUAAAUGUUGAUAAAAAUGACGAGGCCUUUUCCGCAGUAGCUGUUUGACAUCGGCAGCAGACGACACAGCUAGCUUUUGGCGGCUCCUUCUGACAAGGGAGGAUAUUUUAGUUUGAACUUGUUUUUUUUUGCCCUAUUCAACGAGCCGGGAGACAGCUGAUCAGCAGGGAGUUUCAAUGUUAUAAAAGGUGCGACACUUUGUUCGGUUUCGAUCAGUCCGUUAUCACGUGUUGUGCGAGACUCGGUUUACGAACGUGUCUAAAUUGCCUUUGUCAAGAUGAGAGGCAUUACAUGGCUGGGAUUCUCCAUGGUCUUGAAGUUGGCUGAUUGUGCAGUGAUUAAAGCAGCAGGUCAAAGUGAAGAAACCCAUCAGCAGCAGUUGGAUUACUUUGGGAACCUGAACAUUCUGCACAGCUUCCUGCAGGACUACGAGGCACUCGGGUCAAAUUGGACCAAUCCAGAGUACGAGGACUACGACCACAGCGUUAUAGCAUCCCUGCAGGAUUACGUGAAUAGUGCGCGGGAAAAUGAAACGUAUUACGACCGUCCGACCGGAAGUGGAGGCUUGUCGCACCUGAAGCUCUUGACAAAGUUCUGCGGGCCGGGUAAUUGGUCUAUCAAUGGGGAGGUCACACAGAAUCCUUACUUUACGCAAAUUGAUCAAUGCUGUAAGAGUCAUGACGAGUGUCCGGACACGGUCGUGGAGCGAAGUGAUUAUGAAAAUUAUCCUGGGUUGGAACAGAAGACGCCGUGGUUUACGAGAUUACGUUGCAGCUGCGAUGCUCAGUUCUUCACGUGCUUACGAGAUGUAUCAACAUUCUUCGCUUACGCAGUGGCUUGGAUCUACAGCAAAGUACAAGCCCAUUGUUUCGAGUAUGAAUAUCCAGUUUUGGAGUGCAAAAAUUCUAUGUACGACGGACUAAUAUCAUUGCCAAGAUGUACGGAAUACCUGGUGGACAACUCGAGUCCAAAGCAAUGGCAAUGGUUCAAUGUGCCCCACCUGAGUGCAAAACAAGCAUGCUUCCCUAAUACCUCAUACCGUUACAAGUUGUUUUGGUUUGUGGCAAACCAAAGUAAAAGGAAAAUUAUUCAACAAAUGAACGAAUCACAGAGAGUAUCAAUUCCUGAUUGA